AUGGAAAUCAUUUCCUUCAAAUUUCCUCACAGCGACCUCAAAUCCAUCAGCGCAGACACGAUGGCGGAAGUCUUAAGUGGAGUCUACAGCGACCGCCUGCAUAAGGUGACGAUCGUGGACUGUCGAUAUCCGUACGAGUUCGAAGGAGGUCACAUCCGCGGUGCAGUAAACAUGUACACGAGGGACGCUGUAAAUAGUCUCCUGGGGACCCAGACGACAGCAGGGAAACGUCACGUGCUCAUCUUCCACUGUGAAUUCUCGUCCGAGCGCGGACCAAGAAUGUACCGGCACUUGCGAAGUCAGGAUCGAGCCUUGAAUCAGGAUCAUUACCCGAAACUGAACUUCCCGGAAGUGUACCUCCUCCACGGUGGAUACAAAGCCUUCUAUGAAUCCCACGGUGACCUAUGUGACCCCGAUAGCUACACUCCCAUGUUGCACCUAGAUCACUGCGCGGACCUACGUCACUUCCGUGUCAAGUCCAAAACGUGGACCGCCGGUAGUGAGAAAGUCAGCAGCAGGCGACAUCGCAGUCGGAUUUUCCCUUCCGGUCUAGACUUUUAG
Messenger RNA from Dreissena polymorpha, 561 nucleotides. Its product is annotated as M-phase inducer phosphatase-like. The record is from RefSeq and is a predicted model, not a curated record. Gene Ontology annotation, biological process: protein dephosphorylation; positive regulation of G2/M transition of mitotic cell cycle; positive regulation of G2/MI transition of meiotic cell cycle. The transcript has a single exon. NCBI's taxonomy places the organism in Eukaryota, Metazoa, Mollusca, Bivalvia, Myida, Dreissenidae. Gene Ontology annotation, molecular function: protein tyrosine phosphatase activity. Gene Ontology annotation, cellular component: nucleus; cytoplasm. Bases 1 to 561 code for a protein of 186 amino acids.